Thermochaetoides thermophila DSM 1495 is the source of this 1101-nucleotide messenger RNA. Its product is annotated as putative ER membrane protein. The transcript is spliced from 4 exons. Bases 1 to 1101 code for a protein of 366 amino acids. The record is from RefSeq and is a predicted model, not a curated record. NCBI's taxonomy places the organism in Eukaryota, Fungi, Ascomycota, Sordariomycetes, Sordariales, Chaetomiaceae.
AUGACGACGCAUCGAACCCUCAUAUGGGCCGGCCUGAGCCUUGCCGCCCUCGCCGGGUCGGCAAUGGCAAAGCCGUCCAUCCCCAUGGACUACUGCGCCAACAGCAAUACCGCUGAGACCGACGCUAGCCGGAGCAACUACCAGAGCGACGGUCUCUGCUUCAAUCACUGUCACGGCCUUAACUUCGCCCUCGCCAUCGUGCAGGGUAAGAACUGCUGGUGUUCGAACCUCGUGCCCAAUAAGGACAACCAGAGGCCGCUGUCCGACUGUCAGAACCCGUGCCCGGGCUAUCCAUCAGACUUCUGUGGUGGAGAUGAUACCUACGGCUACAUGUUGGUCGAUGAUGCCUCCCCGACCGGCACUGCUCCUCCGGCUGUCGAGACCUCGUCACACUCCUCUAUCACAUCGACAAACCUGGUCAGCUCCAGCACCAGCAUCCCGUUGUCGAGCUCGACCUCCUCUGACCUUGAUAUUUAUUCCUCUUCCUCCUCCUCCUCCUCCUCCUCCUCCUUCUUCUUCUCCUCCACUUCCUCUGGUGGCGCCACCACAGCCACUACUUCUAACGUCCAAACUGUCACUGUCGGCGGUACCGUCCUGACCGUGACGGCUACCCCUACGUCUUCCGGAGUCGGCAGUCAACCCAUCAUCUCAUCGGGAAGCAAGGGUCUCAGCGGCGGCGCCAUCGCCGGCAUCGUUGUUGGUGUUGUUGGUGGGGUGUGUUUGCUGCUUGCCAUGGGCUGGCUGCUCUUUGCCAAGCGGAGACGCAAUCGCCUCUCAAGCGACGAGAAGUUCGGCUUCGGUACCUCUACUGGCGGCACCGGCGCCGGUUCUCCUGGUCGGCUUGCCACCCCCCACACAGGCGACUUUUCGGGCGCCUCAUCAGCGCACGGCUGGACCGACUCGCACCGUCGCAGCCGCAUGAUGGCUGUCGACCCACGUCUGGACCCAUUUGCCAAGGGUAUCUACAUGGGUGACCCGAACGGCUCUCGCGAGAGCUUUGGCUCCUUGCAGGAUAAUCACGACUACUCGCGGCGUGUGGCUCAGCCUCCGCGCGUCUUGCGUGCCACGAACCCCGACCCGAUCGAGGAUGAUGACGAUUAA